Mixia osmundae IAM 14324 is the source of this 1440-nucleotide messenger RNA. RefSeq lists its product as uncharacterized. The transcript has 3 exons. Gene Ontology annotation, molecular function: protein binding. The coding region runs from base 1 to 1440 and encodes 479 amino acids. The record is from RefSeq and is a predicted model, not a curated record. Lineage: Eukaryota; Fungi; Basidiomycota; Mixiomycetes; Mixiales; Mixiaceae.
AUGACGUCGGUCCUCACGAGCUCGAUCGCCUCACUGGCUCUCGAUAAAUCUCAGCCUACCUCAUCGAAACCCCAAGCACUGCCAGCAGAGCUUCUGCUCCACAUCUUCACUCAUCUCGAGCACCGUACACGCGAUCUGGAAGUCCUCUCUCGCUGUUCAUGGCAGUUUCACGACAUUGCAGAGCCGCUGAUGUACGAACGCAUCCGCAUCCGAGACGCCAAACGGAUUGCGCCGCUCUUUCGUACGCUCGUCAAUGGCCGCCUCGACAGGUUGUCCUGGCUCAGGCAUCUCGAAGUCAGGAGUUGGCCCCUUUCAGAGAAGGAGAGCGUGAGGGAUAUGCUCUCUGAGCAGGCAGCUCAUAUUGUCCGCCUUGCCAAGAGAUUGGAGACGAUCAUCUGGACCCGAAAGGGCUCAAUGUCAAGGCAGCUCUAUCUGGCUUUGAUAGGCUCCUCACUCAUCAGGCUCGAGAUCAACGGAGAUUCGCUCAGGUUCUUUACACACAGCGACCUCUCCGCCCGGUCAGCUAUGCCGACGACAGGCUGCGUUGUACCCACGCAAAUGGUGCCAACACUGUCCGCCGACACCAGAAGUCUGCGCUCCUUCAGUGUCGUUCUGCCAGACGAAGAGGGGAUUCUCAAAUUAUGUCUGGUGCUCGAUAUCAUGCCCAUCGAAGACCUGUCAAUCAUAUGCGGUCAAGGAGCAACAGUGUCAGCGGAUAUGGUCGAGUAUCUCUUCAGAGUUCUCGAGGCUCGCGAGCAUCCGUUACGUACUCUGAGGCUCUUGGGCCUCACGACCGGCGCAGACACACGCGGCCUCGCAGGACCCGAGCGCGCCUUCGCCUCGCUUUUGAACCGAGGCCAAUUGAACUAUCUGGCGAUCGAUGGUCCUCUCGCUUUGGCACUGCCUCGGCUAAAACGCGGGCACGACAUCGAAGAACUAGUCCUGGCCGUUCCUGAUGGCCCCUUAGAUGUAAUGACGACCACGAUGGCCUAUGGCAUCCGCAGGCCCCACUCGUUGAAACGACUGACGAUCUACAAUCGUCACCGACCGGGAGGACCAACGUUCGAUCGCCUAGGACAAUCCAUGCCAUGGAUCCUCGCUCGACCUGGCCUGCCGGAUCUUGAAAGUUUGCGGCUCCAAAAUAUACUUUUGGAGCUCGAACAGAUAAGUGCUAUCGAGCGUACGGCUAGCCUGACGGAACUCGUGCUGCAUCUGACCUCAAAUGUCACCCUAGACGACUUGGCUUGCAUUUGCGAGAAGAGAACGAAUCUGCAAAGUCUGCAUUUCUUCUCGGAGAAUGAAGCGACGGCGGAAGACGCCAUGGGCACGCUCACGCAACUGGCGCAAAGCCUGCCGCGACUGACCGUCAUCGGAUGGAAGACAAGAGUAUGGGAAGUCGAAAGAUACUUUGCUCAUCCCCAUACUGGCCGCCAGCACUGA